AUGAAACCAUCUAAACUGCAAGAUCAUCUGAGAAGAUGCCACCCUGAUAAAACAGAGAAAGAUUUGAAAUACUUUCAAACACUCAAAGAUAAAUUUCAGAAGAAACCUACACUGGACAGAAUGUUCGCUUCGACGUCACAAAGAAAUGAUGAUGGUUUGCGGGCGUCUUACAAUAUCUCGUUACUUAUAGCAAAAUCCGUAAAACCGCAUACUAUCGGAGAGAAGUUAAUUUUGCCAGCCGUUGAAGAGGUUUUAAAAACUGUUUUACACAAACCUGCAUCUGAUAUCAUUAAAAGAAUUCCCUUAAGCAACAAUACUGUUGAAAGACGUAUUGAUGAAAUGAGUUCUGGUAUUGAAAGCUUCUUAUGUAAUUAUUUGCAAACGACCCAUUUCUCUAUACAACUGGACGAGUCAACUUUACCUGAUAAUGCAGCAUUAUUAUUGGCAUAUGUUCGUUUUAUUAUGAAUCAAGAAAUCUACGAAGAACUGCUCUCCGCAAGAACUUUGAUAACCGACACUAAAGUUCUCCAUAUAAACAAACGUAUCCUUUGGUGUGCCAGCUAUCUGAAGGUUUGCUUUAAACAAGCAAGGACCAACUGUUUCAUCAUCGAAAGUCUGCCAGUUGUUCAAGCUGUUCGUCCAUUUUUUCUGGAAUUCAAGUGGAAAUAUAGUCCAGUCGUAAAGGUAAGCAUCAUUUAG
Messenger RNA from Acanthoscelides obtectus, 699 nucleotides. The record is from the annotation of a GenBank genome assembly. Lineage: Eukaryota; Metazoa; Arthropoda; Insecta; Coleoptera; Chrysomelidae.